This is a messenger RNA of Drosophila mojavensis, 1039 nucleotides long. It is a transcript of the gene Gtpx, whose product is annotated as probable phospholipid hydroperoxide glutathione peroxidase. NCBI's taxonomy places the organism in Eukaryota, Metazoa, Arthropoda, Insecta, Diptera, Drosophilidae. The coding region runs from base 118 to 849 and encodes 243 amino acids. Gene Ontology annotation, molecular function: glutathione peroxidase activity. Gene Ontology annotation, biological process: response to oxidative stress. The record is from RefSeq and is a predicted model, not a curated record. The transcript is spliced from 4 exons.
GCUGCCUCCCCCAGCAGGUAUAUAUUUGUGCAUCCACACAGUGCCGGCAGCAGUUUAGAUUUGAUCCCCAAAACAAAACGAUUACGAAAAAACCAUCUCUCUCGCUUCCUAUUAAAUAUGUAUAUCAGGCACAUGCAAAGCGUUUCACGACAGGCAUUCCGGUGCUUCCAAUUAUCUACAACAAGAACAACUAAUCGUAAUUUCGGUAUAGCUGCAAUAUCAGUAAAUAAAUGUCCGCGUUAUUGCGCUGUCCUUUUGCCAUUGUUUGCGGUUGUCGGCAAUGUUGAGUGCAGUGCGGAUUUAGCAACGAAGUCACAUUACUCCACAGCAGCUGCCGUCGACAUGUCGGACGGUGAUUACAAGAACGCAGCCUCGAUCUACGAGUUCAACGUGAAGGACACCCAUGGAAACGAUGUCUCCCUGGAAAAGUAUAAGGGCCAGGUUAUCCUUAUCGUCAAUAUUGCUUCAAAGUGUGGUUUAACUAAAAAUAACUACAAGAAGUUGACCGAUCUGAAGGAGAAGUAUGGCGAACGCGGACUGACCAUCCUGAACUUCCCAUGCAAUCAAUUUGGCUCCCAAAUGCCAGAGGCCGAUGGGGAGGCCAUGGUCUGUCAUCUUCGUGACUCUAAAGCAGACAUUGGCGAAGUCUUUGCCAAGAUUGAUGUGAAUGGCGAUAAUGCAGCGCCUUUGUAUAAGUACUUGAAGGCCAAGCAAUCUGGCACCUUGGGCAGCGGCAUCAAAUGGAACUUCACCAAAUUCCUGGUGAACAGGGAGGGCGUUCCAAUCAAUCGAUAUGCACCCACUACCGAUCCCAUGGACAUUGCCAAGGAUAUCGAGAAACUAUUGUAGAUCUCCAUAAAAAUAAACACAGACACAUAGUAUAUAAGAAUUAUAGUAUCUAAAUGUCUACAUAUAACUUAUACUGUUCUUGGCUCUACCUUAUAAACUAGUCCGACUACAAAGUGUAAUUGAUUAAUGGUUCAACAUUUUUGCUAAUAUGUUCUUAAAUAAACAGAAACUAUGAAUUUGAUUGUAUGAA